AUGCAGGAACUCCAUAUUUAUGAUGGUGUUCAUGCCCUUUUUGCUAAUAUUGGCUGGGAGCGCCUUUUAUCUGUGGAUUUUGCCACCUGUCCCCUAUUGACCCAAGAGUUUUUAGCUACGCUGAGUGAGGUCAAUCAUGAGGGAAGCUUUUCUUUUCACAUUUUUAGCACCCCUCACACUAUUCACGUGGACCAGUUAUGUACUUUCUUCCAUACCCCUAUCACCAGUUUAUCCCAACCCACCCCAGCUUUUGACGUACGCGAGUUUUGGUACUCCAUUACCGAUUUGGAGUUUUAUGAUUCAACCCAAUCCAUCCAGACCAGUAAUGUGCACACUGUUCUCAAAAUUGCAUUGAAAAUUAUAUGCAAUAUUAUUUAUGCACAUAUUGAGACUACAAAAGCCGACAAAGCCGAGCUUUUUCUUUUGUGGUGCAUGAUCAUCGGCUCGCAUUGCCCGCAUUUUGGUGAUACUAUCAUCAAAUCCUUCCACACAGUUAUAGCCCUUCGCACCGGCGGUGCAAUUCACUAUGGUGGUCUAAUUUAUGUCAUUGCCCACUCCAUCAUGCUGCAAUCUCCUCCAUGGUACACCUUAUUUGUGGGUGAUUCUUUCCGUUUGACCCAGCAGACCCUUUGGGCUAUGCACAUGCUUCGUACUGCCCCAUGUAGGUAUGUUUGGAUGCAGGGCCGCUUCACUUAUUUCAACAUUCCUCCACCUCUUCGCCCACGUAGGGCACAGCAGGUUCGGUGUCCACAGUCUGAUCGACCAUCUUGGUCCACUCAGCACCCAGAUUGUGCAGAUGCCACACCUAUCUCCUUUAGCUAG
This is a messenger RNA of Lactuca saligna, 822 nucleotides long. NCBI's taxonomy places the organism in Eukaryota, Viridiplantae, Streptophyta, Magnoliopsida, Asterales, Asteraceae. The record is from the annotation of a GenBank genome assembly.